Messenger RNA from Olea europaea var. sylvestris, 826 nucleotides. Its product is annotated as protein PYRICULARIA ORYZAE RESISTANCE 21-like. The record is from RefSeq and is a predicted model, not a curated record. The transcript is spliced from 3 exons. Bases 157 to 687 code for a protein of 176 amino acids. Lineage: Eukaryota; Viridiplantae; Streptophyta; Magnoliopsida; Lamiales; Oleaceae. Gene Ontology annotation, molecular function: metal ion binding.
CCCCUUAUAGACAGGACUUUCAUAAAGUUCCACAUGACAAAUCUCCCAUUUUCUCUUUCUUAAGUUUAUAUAUAUGAACAUUAUAGAAUUGUACUCUCUACCAAUCAACUAACUUUGUUUUUCUGAUUCAAGAACAAUCACUCCUCACUAUCAACCAUGGCUGAGCCUGAGAAGAAAACUGUAAUGGUGCUGAAAGUUGACCUCCAAUGCCCCAGCUGCUUCGAGAAGAUCCGGAAAAUUCUCUGCAGAAUUCCUCAAAUAAGAGAUAGGUGGUUUGAUGAAAAAGCAAAUACAGUGAAAAUCACUGUAAUAUGCUGUAGCCCUGAGAAGAUUCGUGACAAAUUGUGUAGCAAAGGUGGCAAGAUUAUUAAGUGCAUUGAAAUCGAAGAGCCCGGACCCGAAUCAAACGGCAAUGGAAAUGCACCACCGCUGGCACCCGGGCCGCUAGUAGGACUCGCACUGCUUUAUCCUGUCAAUCCUUGCUGUAGGCCGUGCUGUGAAGGUUACGGCGGUGGGCCGUGCUUCCAUGGUUAUGGCUUUCCGCCACCGCUGCCACAGCCGCAGCCGCGCUGCGACGGGAAUUACGCAUGUGGACCUGGAUAUAUAUAUGGCAGGUCGCCUUGCUGUGUUCCAAGGAGGUGCGAUUACUUCACUGAAGAAGAUACUACAAGCUGCAAAUUUAUGUGAUUUUGUUACAUAAUUUGGAUUUUCUGACAAUGGAUUUUGGGGCAUUAUACUGAGGGAAAAAUGAUAACUUCGUGGGUGGCCAGAUGUUUAUAACAUCUGAUGAUAAUAUAAGUUGUUAUUAAGAAAAAGUCUUUUACUA